Messenger RNA from Rhodofomes roseus, 1401 nucleotides. RefSeq lists its product as uncharacterized. The annotation marks the transcript as partial. NCBI's taxonomy places the organism in Eukaryota, Fungi, Basidiomycota, Agaricomycetes, Polyporales, Fomitopsidaceae. The record is from RefSeq and is a predicted model, not a curated record. The transcript has 5 exons.
GAUCAUAUCAAAUCCUUGACUCUCUCCGACAUCCGCUACGAAGGUUCAAUUUCCAGCUCUGACAAGGCCCGGACGUUCGCGAGAGGCAUCCCCAAACCGCUUCUUACCACUAAGUUCAAACAACUCCUCGCGUCUUUAGUACCCAUCAAUGCUGGAGAAAUGUAUUGGGUAUCCGAAUACUUUACCAAGAUACGUCAACUUCAGCUGGAGUGGCAGUCUGUAGGGUACAAGGGCUUCGUGACGAAGGACAUAGCGAUGGGUGAACCUCUGUACAAUGUCUUGUUGAAGAUGCUGGAUAAGAUCUGGGACAGUGGUCAGGGGGACAGAGGGGAUGAUGAGGGAGAUGAAGGCCGGGAGCACCAGCGUUGGAUGACAUUCCUCCGAUGCAUCAGGGUGGACUACUGGCCCAGGGAACGUAAAGCUGUUGUAAUCGCACCUCUUUUCGCGGAAGAUAAGGCCUUUAUGAUCGCCAACACCGUCGCCACGGCUCUGCACGAGUACGAGCCUACCCCGGGCAGAACCGCACUACAGGUCUGCCGCCGCAACUACCACGUCCAGACUGCGGAUGUUUGGUGCCGAUUGAUGUACAACGCAGUACGUAUCGAUGCCAUGAAGAAUACCCAUGCAGAGGCCUGCCCCUUCUUCUGUAUUGUGGCUCAAACGGCCGAAGAGUUUAUGUAUGAGACAAAGAAGAUGGCGCUCAUUGUCAAGUCUGGAAAGUUGGGCCGCAUUCUGGGGUUCAUCGUCGUACUCGUCAGGGAGGCCGGCCACGAUAUUGAGCCCGCGAAACUGUUCAAGUCUAAAGCCCUCAACUCAGUCACCUACCACAUGCACUGGAAAUAUCCGUCGUCGAAGACUAUUCCAUCCCCAAAUAUGGAGUGUCGUGUGCUCUUCUACACCUCAGGAGAGAUUGACGACUUUGUUGGCCGUGCUGGGUCAGCCGUCACGCUGGAGGACUGGGAACGCAGCAGUAACUUCAUGUGGCUGACCGGGUACAGUUGCAGGGUCGCUAGCUCAGUUCCUGAGCAUGCCUGGAAACAGUUCAACCACCGUGCUCGACGCCUUAUCAUGGAGUACGUAUCAUACAUCAACACAACCAGGCACUUCUAUACGUACGACUUCGCCAAGACGAUGCUCGGAGUACCUCUUGACUUCGACUUUAACGUCAAAGUACCGCGUACGAAGGAGGAGAAGAAGGGGACGGUCGAGGCCCUUGUAGCUCACUUGUUUGUAGGUAUCGAGAAUUCGGUGUUGGUUGCAGCUGCGGACAGCAUAUCUCUGGCGGCGGGCUUAGGCCGCGCAAGCGUUAAGACGCGCUCGAUGGGCCUUCGAGGGGAUGGCCAUUGGCGGUACAGCCUGUUUGCAUGAAUGUCAUAGUUUACCUUCCAUGUACGCAACGAA